Molecule: messenger RNA, 1531 nt
Organism: Monodelphis domestica (gray short-tailed opossum)
Lineage: Eukaryota; Metazoa; Chordata; Mammalia; Didelphimorphia; Didelphidae
Gene: LYRM1
Product: LYR motif containing 1
Cellular component (GO): mitochondrion
Source: RefSeq, a predicted model, not a curated record
CGUGGGCUCCGGCUCACCUCGCUGGAGUAAUGGCCGCCAUUUCCCCCGGAUUAUUACCUGCGUUGGUUUAAUCCAACCGACUACCCAGGUGGGGGUGGGAGCUGAGAGAUUGGAGUUGGCUCACCUAGGGGUGGGUCCUUCAUGCAAGUGCCUGAUCUGUUAACUUCCUUUCAUGGAUUCUGAGCCUCGUAGGUGCAGACCUUAGGUGCUAGGGACACUUAAGUGACACUGAAAACGGCUGCCUUCCGGGAGCUUCCACUCUACUGAGAGAACUACACCGUUCUCUCCUGAUUACUUUAUGGGGCGGCCGAUGAACAGGAGGGGCUGAGCAAUUAUUUGAAGGAAAUGGGACUUUGGAUAACUUUUACCUAUAGAGAUCCCAGAAGGGUAUAGGGAGUGAAUUGCACUGCAACUGGGCUUUGCAAAGAGAGCAGGAAUUUACCUGGCUGGAGAAUGGGAGUGCAUCCCUAUUAUAUGAAAUUUGUAAAUUUACUGGCUACUUGGGCUGGGUAGGUCAGCAGGAUACAUUCAUACAGUAUAUUUCAAGAUUGGUAGUGAUGUAAAGUCAUUUAUGCUGUGGCUAACUCUUCAUGACCCCAUUUGGAGUUUUACUGGCAAAGAUACUGGAAGUUUGCCUGUUUCCUUCUACAGCUAACUUUACAGUUCCUAAGAUGACAACGGCAACACGACAAGAAGUUCUUGGCCUGUACCGCAAGAUUUUCAGGCUUGCAAGGAGGUGGCAUGCAGCAUCAGGGCAGAUGGAAGACACCAUCAGAGAAAAGCAGUAUAUUAUAAAUGAAGCUAGAAUAUUGUUCCAGAAAAACAAAAAUCUUACAGAUUCAGAACUGAUUAAACAAUGUAUAGAUGAAUGCACAGCAAGAAUUGAAAUAGGAUUACAUUAUCAGAUCCCAUAUCCAAGGCCGAUUCACCUGCCUCCAACAGCCCUCUCUCCCCUUCAAAGUCGUGGAUUUCAAAACCAGGAGAAGCUAAGGAAACUUUCGAGACCAUUAUAUCUCAAGUCUCAUGAUGAAAUUUUAUAAUCUAAGAAAUAGGUUCUCUCUGCGAACUGUGAGUCCAGCAGGUCCUGAGCACAAAUUAGAUGAUGAAUCUUUUCUUCUUGACUGAAGGCCAGGCAGAGAAAGGAAAGACAAUGAAUUUAGUCUCUCUUAAACACUUAAAAAAUUUGGAUUCCAAAUCUCAUUAUAUUAGUUCAUAUAUGUCUUUGAAUUUAUCAGUGUCAGUGUCUUGCUAAUAGGAAGAUGCUAACUCCUAAAACAUUGGCUCUGAUCAUGAUCUUAAGUAACUAAUUAAAUGAAAGUCAAAAUAUUGCAGAAAUUGUGUUGGUUUAAAUUAAUUUUUUUUGGUGGAAAUAAUGUAGAUACAUAUACAGAUUAGAGACAUGGCAGUACUUGUUAACAGGUUCUCUUGGAAGUUCUUAAAAUUAUUAUGAAAAUCAAACUUGUACUGUGGACUUUAUUUUGUUUUGUAUUUAAGUUAUGGAUAUGUUUAAAAUAAAACCUUUCCUGUUUUA